Molecule: messenger RNA, 1456 nt
Organism: Nematolebias whitei (Rio pearlfish)
Lineage: Eukaryota; Metazoa; Chordata; Actinopteri; Cyprinodontiformes; Rivulidae
Gene: tmem144b
Product: transmembrane protein 144b
Exons: 12
Coding region: 79-1269 (396 amino acids)
Biological process (GO): carbohydrate transmembrane transport
Cellular component (GO): membrane
Molecular function (GO): carbohydrate transmembrane transporter activity
Source: RefSeq, a predicted model, not a curated record
UCAAACAUCAGUCUGUGGCAGUUUUUUAAUAUUGUUUGCUGGUUUUUGUUAGAAGGAAAAUAAACUUUGUUUUAUACGAUGGCUCAGGUAAAAAGCUCCCCUCUGGUUUUAUUCGUUGCCUUGUUAAUGAUGGCGAGCUGCUGCAGCACUGAAGAUUCAACAAACUGUGGCGAAACGUAUGGACUUUGCAAACAGGAAAAGUUGGAUUUCUUGAGCAACUCCACCAACCUCAACAUCACUAACUUUGCUUAUGGGCUGACUGCAAACAUGGCCGCCGUGGUGUUGUAUGGGAGCACCUUUGUUCCAGUUAAAAGAAUAGAAACAGGGGAUGGUAUGUUCUAUCACUGGGUCAGCUGUGCAUCAAUUUGGGUUGUUGCUGUGCUCGGAGACUUCGUGCUCCAGUCGCCCAAGUUCCACCCCCUUGCGAUGCUUGGAGGAGCCAUCUGGGCCACAGGAAGUGUAACCGUCGUUACCAUAGUGAAGGCGAUCGGCCUCGGUCUUGGGAUUUUAAUUUGGGGGUCUUCCAGUUUGCUGAUGGGCUGGGCCAGUUCCAGAUUUGGCUGGUUUGGGAUUGACCCUCAGGAAGUUUCCAACCCAAUAUUAAAUUAUUGUGGAGCUGCCUUGUGUCUGGUCAGUGGCCUGAUCUUUUUCUUUGUGAAAAGCGACGUGAGUCUUCGUCCACAGUCGGAGACGGUUCCUUUACUUAUCGACAGAAGAACCAUUUCAGGAAGUUAUGGACGACAUUCCUCUGAAUACUGGAUCGAUGCCGUCAGUCCGAGGAACAGGCGGAUCAUCGGGUGCCUUCUUUCUGUCGUGUCCGGCCUGCUGUACGGAGCUUCCUUUGUGCCCAUUCUCUACAUAAAGAACCAUUCAUCGUGCCCUGACAGCAGGUUUUACAAAGCCAGCGUGUACGAUCUUGACUACGUCCUGGCACAGACGUCAGGUGUUUUCGUUGCGAGCACGUUUUAUUUUACCAUCUACUGUGCAGCCAUGAAAAGCAGACCCAGGGUUUACUCGAGAGCAAUCCUCCCAGGGUUUCUGUCUGGCCUGAUGUGGACCGUUGGAACGUACUGUUGGUUCAUGGCCAAUAAUUACUUGACUUCCGUCAUCACCUUUCCUGUUGUCACCGCAGGUUACGGUCUGGUUGCAGCCCUGUGGGGAUCCUUGGUGUUUAAAGAAAUUAAGGGCACAGUGAACUGCGCCAUCUUCUUCCUGGCGUCAUGCGUGGUGCUGACUGGCUCUUUGCUCACCGUCUUUUCAAAGUUCUGAGUGAGCAGAACACGAUGCAGAACGAAUGGAUUUGUCCAGAAACUGUUAAAUUCCUUCAUUAAAGUAAUGCCAUGUUUUAAUAAAAUAAAUAAAACUUGUAUCCUUUUUAGAUGAAAGGCAAAAUGGAGGGCACUUGAUGUAUUAAAAAAAAUCUUUGGCAUUAAUAAAAAAAUAUAUUUAUUGAAAA